Bufo bufo (common toad) is the source of this 853-nucleotide messenger RNA. Its product is annotated as ring-infected erythrocyte surface antigen-like. The record is from RefSeq and is a predicted model, not a curated record. Bases 29 to 592 code for a protein of 187 amino acids. The transcript is spliced from 11 exons. NCBI's taxonomy places the organism in Eukaryota, Metazoa, Chordata, Amphibia, Anura, Bufonidae.
GAACAUCAAGGAAGUAGAGAGGAACAUCAUGGAGGAGGAGAAGAUAGAGGUGGAGGAGAUAGAGGUGGAGAUAAAGAAGAACAAUGUGGAGGAGAACAAUAUGGAGAAAAGGAUGGAGGCAGAAGAGAACAACAUAGAGGAGGUGGAGGAGAAGAAGAUCAUGGAGGAGGUGCGGAAAAACAUCAUGGAAGAGUCAGAAAAAAAGGAAGUGGCGAUGAAGGAUGAAGAGGAAGAUCUGAUCAUAUGGAAGAGGAGGGUGGCGGAGGCUAAGCAUGUAUUAAGACCUGGAAGAUUCGGAGAAGUGUCAGAAUGGCCGAGACUGUACACAAUCUUUGAGAAGGAUGAGACCAUGGAAGAGGAGACAAAGAAGGAGAACAUCAUUGAGAGGAAGGAAGCGCCUAUAACAGCUCAGGCUAAACUGGUAUUGACAACUCAAGAUCCCAUCAAACCUACCAGACAAUGGUGGAUGCCAAAAUACCUGCAGAGGAGGAGCAAUGGCAAAAACAUCAGAAGCAGAGACCGUGCAGAGGGGAGACGCGCAUCCAGAUUCUUUAGAACAAUUUUUGGCUGCUUUGGGAAGACAUCAGAAUAAAACACUUUAACAUCAAGUUCAAAACAACUGAAAAAAUUAUAACAUCAAAAUGAGAUAGAUCAUAACAUCAAGAUUUAAAGAAGAUCAAUGAUUGGACAUGUCACAAACUAUCAAUAAAAAGUGAUUAGAAGAAACCCACCCAGCAGAGGAGGAAAAGAGGGGAAACGGAACCAACACCAACAACAUGCAAGAUCUUUAAGAAUGGAGCAUCAUAAUGAACAUUGACAAGAGAGACUCCGGACCUGCGACAGUAUAGAUAAG